AUGUCCUCCGACUUCGAAAGAGAGCGCCUCGUUACGCAGGAUAUGGGCAUCUCUUCGCCCGAAGCGGAAAAAACGGCGCAAAAAAUGCCGAACAAAACAAAUGACGCAGGCGCGGGCCGCCGCCGGGAGUUCGUCGAAUGGGAAGAAGUCUAUGCCGGAACGUGCUACGGCACGCUGCGCAGCGAACUGAAACGUAUCUGGGACAAAGGACACGUGAUCGUGUUCGACGUGGACGUCAAAGGCGGCGUCAACCUGAAACGGAUUUUCGGCGCGCAGGCGCUGUCGGUAUUCGUCAUGCCGCCGUCGGUCGACGAACUGCAACGGCGGCUCGAAGGACGCGGCACCGACUCGCCCGAAACGAUCGCCCGCCGCGUGGCGAAAGCCGAACAGGAACUCGCCUUCGCGCCGCAGUUCGACCGGUGGUCGUCAACGACUGCUUGGCUACCGCCGUCGCCGAGGCGGAGCGGAUCACCGAAGCGUUCAUCGGAUAACGGGCCGUUCCAUGCAGGCGGAAACGAUACUCUAUUUCGGGUCGUUCAACCCGGUGCACCGGGGGCACGUGGCCGUGGCCGAUGCCGUAUUGGAAUCGACGGAAGCCGAAGCGCUUUGGUUCGUCGUAUCGCCGCAAAACCCGUUUAA
This is a messenger RNA of Mycena citricolor, 639 nucleotides long. The record is from the annotation of a GenBank genome assembly. NCBI's taxonomy places the organism in Eukaryota, Fungi, Basidiomycota, Agaricomycetes, Agaricales, Mycenaceae.